Carassius gibelio (silver crucian carp) is the source of this 2980-nucleotide messenger RNA. RefSeq names its product solute carrier family 9 member 2 (gene slc9a2). Gene Ontology annotation, biological process: proton transmembrane transport; regulation of pH; sodium ion transport. The transcript has 12 exons. Gene Ontology annotation, cellular component: membrane. Bases 182 to 2611 code for a protein of 809 amino acids. The record is from RefSeq and is a predicted model, not a curated record. Gene Ontology annotation, molecular function: sodium:proton antiporter activity. Lineage: Eukaryota; Metazoa; Chordata; Actinopteri; Cypriniformes; Cyprinidae.
AUCUAACCACACACCUGCUCACUGAGACAGAGAGCCGACACUCAGUCAAGAGUGUGCGACGAUCAGAGUGAUUGAGGACGUAGAUGAAGGGAACAAUUUUGAAAUGUACUUUUAAUUAUUCACAUAUUUUCUGUACAUUUUAUACGUCAGCUUCUGGCAUAUGCAUGUAUUAUGAGAAAAUAUGGUGCUUAAUUUUAAUCAGAGGUCGCCUUUCACGUUUUUGAUGUGCUUAAUUUGCACUGUAUCUCUUGGAUACGGAGCAAACGUCAAUGUUAUUUUGGAACCGACUGCUACUUCGCCAUCUAAACUUCCUCCUUUGAGCCCAAUGGAGGAGACUGAUCCCGACCCAGUCGAAACCACCCAAGCGGAGUUUACACUGGACUACCCCCGCAUUCAGAUCCCGUUUGAGAUUACUUUAUGGGUGCUACUUGCGUCCUUUGCGAAAAUAGGUUUCCAUGUUUACCAUAAGAUCACGGUCUGGGUGCCAGAGUCAUGUUUGCUGAUCUCCAUUGGUCUCAUAGUCGGGGGCAUCAUGCACUCACUGCACGAGAAGCCGCCGGCAGUGCUCACCUCCAACGUCUUUUUCCUCUAUAUGUUGCCACCCAUUGUUCUAGACUCAGGCUACUUCAUGCCCACUCGGCCUUUAUUUGAGAAUUUCGGCACGGUGCUGUGGUUUGCUGUGGUUGGCACCUUGUGGAAUUCUAUUGGCAUAGGCAUCUCUCUAUUUGCCAUCUGCCAGAUCGAGGCGUUUGGUGUGCAGGACAUUACCCUGCAGGAGAACCUCCUCUUCGCCUCUAUCAUCUCAGCCGUAGAACCAGUGGCUGUCCUCACUGUGUUUGAGGAUAUCAGCAUCCAUGAGCAGCUCUAUAUUGUGGUAUUUGGAGAGUGCCUGUUCAAUGACGCUGUCACUGUGGUGCUCUAUAAUCUAUUCAAUCAUGUAGCAGCGCUCGAGGUGGUUGAAGCUGGAGAAGUUUUUCUGGACAUAGGUCGAUUUUUUGUGGUUGGCUUGGGAGGUAUGAUUUUCGGCGUACUGUUUGGCUUUGUGGCAGCCUUCACCACGCGCUUUACAGGAAAAGUGAGAGAGAUCGAGCCUCUAAUAAUCUUCCUGUAUAGCUACCUGGCCUACCUCAUAGCGGAGCUCCUUGCCAUCUCCAGCAUCAUGGCUAUUGUAAUCUGCGCCUUGACUAUGAAGUAUUACGUUGAGGAGAAUGUAUCCCAGCGCUCCUGCACCACCAUCCGGCAUGUCAUCAAGAUGUUUGGAAGUGUGUCGGAAACUCUGAUCUUCUUCUUUCUGGGUGUUGUUACCAUAACAACAGAGCACCAGUGGAACUGGGGCUACAUCCUCUUUACUCUGCUGUUUGCUCUUCUUUGGAGAGGCCUGGGCAUCCUGGUCCUAACGCAGAUCAUUAACCCCUUCCGCACAAUUCCUUUCAACUUCAAAGAUCAGUUUUGUUUGGCCUAUGGUGGGCUGAGAGGAGCUGUGUCCUUUGCCUUGGCUUUCACUCUGCCAGACAGUAUCGGUUGCAAGAAGCUGUUCAUCACAGGCACGAUUGUCAUCAUCAUCUUUACAGUGUUCAUUCAGGGAAUUACUUUAAGACCCCUUCUAAAAUUAAUCAAUGUUCGUAAGACAAAUCGAAACCAGGAGACCAUCAAUAGUGAGAUUCACAAAAGGUUGAUGGAGCACACUGUUGCUGGUAUAGAAGAUCUGUGUGGACAGUGGAGUCACUACUACUGGAAAGACAAGUUCAUGAAGUUUAAUAACCGGAUCAUUCGCAAGAUUUUAAUCCGUGAUAAUCGUCCCGAGUCGAGCAUUGUGGCUCUGUAUAAGAAACUGGAGCUUCAGAACGCCAUGGAGAUACUGGACCAAAUGCCCGGUGACAUCAGUGCAGCCCCCUCUUUAAUUUCAUUGCACAAAGAAAGAAAGAAUGCCUCCAAAUCCAGGAAGAAGUUAUUGUCAUCUGAUGUGACAAAUAUGCAUGAACUCUUAUCAAAGAACAUGUACAAGAUCAGACAGAGGACAGUGUCUUACACUAAUAAGCAUACAUUACCCAAUGAUAUAACAGCCAGGGAGAUCCUGAUGAGACGCCACACAAGCUUACGACGCAGUCUCAGAGCUGGAAGCUUCCAUGGCACUAACGCUUCAAAAAUGUCCCACAACUAUUUCUCUCUGCCCAUGGGCCGGAGUCUGAACACUGGAUUUCCUCCAGGGAGACUCGUUCACACUGGAGAUGGUGAUACUGAAUCGGAGAUCGACUACCCGUCAAUCAGGCGUCCACGGAGAGUGUCAUCUAAAGCAGCGAUGCCUCUCAGGCCGUUAAACACUCUGAAGGAAGUGGCUUCCUCUGUCGACACGGUGGACGAACAGAACGAGGAGCAGAGAGGCUACAGGAGGUCACAUCUGGGGUCAAAUGUCAGCCGUUCAGGACAUCUGACCUCACAUCUGCAUCAUGGCUCAUCUAGAAACUAUAGUGAAGGAGACCAUGAUGUUGAGGAGCAGCAAUCACGGUUAUCUCCACAUGCAUGGGUACAGGAACCGCAGGACAACAGUGAUGUGCAGCACCCUUUGAUGAGGAGACCACACUGGCUGCCACAGACACCACAUGACAAAUGAGAUCUACAGGGGUGUUGGAAUUGAUCUCACCACAUUGACUCAUAAAAACUAAAACAUAUACUAGACUAGACUUAUACUUAUACUAGAGAAAAUACAACUUCUGAAAAAUAUAUUGGUCUGCUUAAAAUGCAUUUUACUGAUAUUGGUAAAAAUGAUAAAUUGGGUGCAUUGUCAUUUUCAUGCCGUUAAAAGUUGUUUUUUAAUUCACUAAAUUGAACUUUGGGAUAGAAAUUGUAUUUUUCAGAUUUAACAGUAAAUUAAAUUAUUUGUUUUAACCACAUCAUAAGCAAUUACUUGAUUCAUGAAAGUUACAUUUCUAUAAAGGACAUAACAUUGCUUUUGUAUGUAUUAAUCUUGCUGUAAAAUAUA